This is a messenger RNA of Cyclocybe aegerita, 1104 nucleotides long. Lineage: Eukaryota; Fungi; Basidiomycota; Agaricomycetes; Agaricales; Hemipholiotaceae. The record is from the annotation of a GenBank genome assembly.
AUGUUACAAUGUCAAUGUCCAAAGGUUUCAUUCUGUUGUCCCGUUGAAUGCUCCUUAUGUACUAGUAGUACCGGUCCAAAAAAAGUUCUCAAUAGUCGUUGUAAAUUUCUCCUCCGUCUUGGGGCCCAAGUAUCUGUGCCAAAUCUGUGCGCCACACAAACACAAACUCGUUCGGUGAUCGGUGAUACCCUGUGUGAAAUUAAACCAAAAACGUCAAACCUGAGUGUGAUCAGAGUCCGUAAGCAUACCGCCCGUACUGUGCAAAGACUCUCCCCGCCAUUCAGAAACGACACAAUGCACUCGCUGUCAACGUCGCCAAUACGCUCUCCAACCCGUCGCAAGAACCCGCCUCUGGAGACACCUGGCUUCCGGUCGUCACCAAGGCCAAAGCAACGGCCCAUAACAGAAAUGACCGUGCGCGAGCUCCAGGACCGCCACACUCUAAACGCGAAGAUUCUUGCAUCUCCUGGUGCCUCAACUUCAUCGUACGCGGAAAGGGUAACAGCUGAACAGGCUGCUGUCGAAUCCCGACUAAUUGAGCUUGACGGAAUGGAAGUCAUCAAUACAGGACUACGGAAGACCAUGAUCAGAGGUGACGGCGACAUGGUUGUUGAUCCACCUCCAGAGCCUCCAAUAAGUCGAACUCUUGAAGCCAAACGGAAGGCUCUUGCACAAUUCGGCAUGAACAGUGGGUCGUCCAAUAUCGCAGGAUCAAUUAGCAUGCAAGAAGCGAUGGAUUUGGAACGUCAAGCCUUCCUUCAGGAUAAGGAGCGACAACAACGCUUGGAAGAGAAGAGAAGACGGCUAGGAAAGCCGAUCAAGGGAGAAGUGUUGACCAGACAAGAGCGAGAAGCUCGAAUAUGGGCAUUCAUGCACGACCUUCCACUUGUUGCGAACCAUAAACCAACAGAAUCCGAUAUGGAGGAUGACUCUGAAGACGAUGACUCGGAUGAAGACCCUUCGAGCUGGUUCGAAGACGAUCAAGACGACGGCCGCAAAGGUCAAGACAUCAUCGAGCCAGAUGUCGAGGACAUAGCACAUUUCAUCCAAGUAGAUAGAAGCAGGAUAUAUGAUGAAGGUGAAGGAUGGCCCAGUAUGCAGUAA